AUCAGUCACGUGACGAGUCGUAAUGUUUUUUUCACUGUCCACGUGAUAUUACAAAUUUAGCAAGGCUUCAUGUGUCACGGAAUAGAUCCUAAACUUUAAGUAUAGUUAUGUACAUGCACCGAGGUGAAACUCUUGAGUGAUUAAAUGUCCUCCUAAUGAAUAAAUGAAACGAUCUCAUUGCGUAGCCGGUCUGAGUGAGAGUUUCUGGACAUUAUGCCAACUGAAGAAGUCUGUGACAGUGUUUCAGCAGAGGAUGAUGCUAAGAAGGGGCCUGAUGUUCCUUUCCUUUUAGAAGAGCGUGUAAAAGAGAAAUUGUCCUGGAAGGACGUGUUGAGAAAGAAGGUGGGAAAAAAGUGUUCCUGCAGUUCUGCUCAAAUCAAAGCCCUUCUCGUAGACUCCAUCCCAAUCAUGAAAUGGCUGCCAAGAUAUCAAUUCAAAGACUGGAUCAUUGGGGAUGCCAUGUCUGGCCUUAUCGUGGGCAUCCUCUUGGUUCCCCAGUCCAUUGCCUAUUCUUUACUGGCAGAACAAGACCCUAUUUAUGGGCUCUAUACAUCUUUCUUUGCCAGCAUCAUCUACACCCUACUGGGAACUUCCAGGCACAUCUCUGUGGGGAUGUUUGGGGUAUUGUGUCUUCUGGUGGGACAGGUUGUGGACAGGGAACUUACUCUGGCAGGAUAUCCAUCAGACACCAAUCAGACCACAUUGGGAAAUGUGUACAACAGCACUGGUCCAGUCUGUGACCGAAGCUGCUAUGCAGUCAUGGUGGCAGCAACACUAACUUUCACAGCAGGGGUCUACCAGGUGUUGAUGGGUCUCCUACAGGUUGGCUUUGUCUCCGUCUACCUCUCGGACUCUCUGUUGAGCGGUUUCGCAACUGGUGCCUCUCUCACCAUCCUCACAUCCCAGAUAAAGUACUUUCUGGGCCUCCACCUUCCUCGUGUCCGAGGCUGGGGUUCGCUCAUAAAAACCUGGAUCAGUCUUUUCAAGAAUCUGGGUCAUACCAACCUCUGUGACCUCGUAACCAGCGUGCUCUGCUUGCUUGUGCUUGUACCCACCAAAGAGCUCAACGACCGCUUCAAGGCCAAGCUCAAGGCACCUAUUCCCUUUGAACUCUUUGUGGUCAUCGCUGCUACUCUAGCUUCCCACUUUGGACAGUUCGAGGAAACUUAUGGCUCAGAUGUAGCCGGCAACAUUCCCACAGGCUUCAUGCCACCGCAGCUUCCCAACUGGUCUCUCAUGCCCAAUAUUGCCGUUGACGCGUUCUCAAUCGCCAUUGUUGGUUUCGCCAUUACUGUGUCUCUGUCUGAGAUGUUUGCCAAGAAGCAUGGUUAUAUGGUGGACCCUAACCAGGAGAUGUAUGCUAUUGGUUUCUGUAAUAUCAUUCCUUCCUUCUUCCGCUGUUUCACGACCAGUGCCGCUUUGACCAAGACACUUGUGAAGGAGUCGACGGGAUGCCAGACUCAGCUCUCGGGGUUGGUGACCGCUCUUGUGCUGCUGCUCGUCCUGCUUGUUAUAGCACCUGCCUUCUACUCAUUGCAGAAAUGUGUUCUGGCUGUCAUCAUAGUCGUCAACCUCCGUGGAGCACUGCGAAAGUUUGGGGACAUUCCCCAAAUGUGGCGUGUCAACCAUGUGGACACCAUCAUCUGGCUGAUUACUAUGGCUACAUCAGCGCUAGUGAACACUGAGCUAGGUCUACUAGUUGGAGUCCUGGUCUCUGCGUUCUGUGUGCUAGGCCGAACCCAGUCCACCCAAGUCCGUCAGCUAGGCCAAGCAGGGGACCGCGAGCUCUUUGAGGACCUUGCGUCCUACAAGGGUCUCCAGAGCCAGCCAGGGGUGUCUGUGUUCCGAUACGAGGCUCCCAUCUACUAUGCCAACCACACUCUUUUUAAGAAGUCACUGUACCGCAAUGUGGGUCUGGAUCCGCUUAAAGAGAAGGCCAGGCGCAGGAAACUAGACAAGCAGAGGAAUCAGAAACAAGGUGGAGAAGACCAAAAGCAAGAGAUGGACGUGUCCACCAAUGUGUAUCUGCUACAGCACAACAGUUUGCACACAUUGGUCAUAGACUGCAGUCCAGUGCUGUUUCUGGACACUGCUGGGGUCAAUGCUUUGAAAGAAGUAUGCAAGGACUACAAGGGGCUGGGAGUCGAUGUGCUUUUGGCGCAACGCAACCCCUCCGUCAUUGAUUCUUUGCGGAAGGGAGGGUAUUAUGACCCAAAGAAAGGGACCAAAGAAAUACAGUUUCACACUCUUAGUGAUGCCGUCUCUUAUGCACAAAGCUUGAAGUCACAAAAUGGCGAUUGUGACACUGUUGUGUAACAAUUUGUAAUGUAUUUGUGACGUGAGGGGCGGGGCCGAGAGCCGUGGGAAUGGAGCGAGGCCGGUGGAGUAAAUGCUAAUGCG
Messenger RNA from Sinocyclocheilus rhinocerous, 2400 nucleotides. Its product is annotated as sulfate transporter-like. Gene Ontology annotation, molecular function: secondary active sulfate transmembrane transporter activity. The transcript has 4 exons. Gene Ontology annotation, cellular component: membrane. The record is from RefSeq and is a predicted model, not a curated record. Gene Ontology annotation, biological process: sulfate transmembrane transport. The coding region runs from base 214 to 2316 and encodes 700 amino acids. NCBI's taxonomy places the organism in Eukaryota, Metazoa, Chordata, Actinopteri, Cypriniformes, Cyprinidae.